Molecule: messenger RNA, 1218 nt
Organism: Solanum tuberosum (potato)
Lineage: Eukaryota; Viridiplantae; Streptophyta; Magnoliopsida; Solanales; Solanaceae
Product: ribose-phosphate pyrophosphokinase 4
Exons: 7
Coding region: 72-1037 (321 amino acids)
Biological process (GO): purine nucleotide biosynthetic process; 5-phosphoribose 1-diphosphate biosynthetic process
Cellular component (GO): cytoplasm; ribose phosphate diphosphokinase complex
Molecular function (GO): magnesium ion binding
Source: RefSeq, a predicted model, not a curated record
GUUGCUGUAGGACUAAAACCCUCAGCUGUUUCUCACACAGUCUCUGUAUCUCUGCUACUGUUGGGGUUUGGAUGGAGAAUUCAGCUAUGAAGAAGAAGAAGCAAGUGCUUCUCUAUUACUGUGUUGAGAUGGAAGAUGUUGCUCGCAAAAUAGCUUCGGAAUCCGAUUCUAUUAUCCUCCAUUCUAUUAACUGGAGGAGUUUUGCUGAUGGUUUCCCAAAUCUCUUUAUAAACAAUGCACAUGAUAUCCGCGGGCAGCAUGUUGCUUUUCUAGCAUCUUUCAGCUCACCUGCAGUCAUCUUUGAACAGCUUUCUGUGAUAUUCGCACUUCCAAGGCUGUUUGUCGCCUCAUUUACGCUUGUGUUACCUUUCUUCCCAACUGGUACCUUUGAGAGGAUGGAAGAAGAAGGAGAUGUGGCCACUGCAUUUACCAUGGCCAGAAUAAUAUCAAAUAUUCCAAUAUCAAGGGGUGGUCCAACCAGCUUAGUUAUCUAUGACAUACAUGCAUUGCAGGAGAGGUUCUAUUUUGGAGAUCAUGUGCUGCCUCUGUUUGAGACUGGAAUUCCACUGCUGAAGCAACGGCUUCAGCAGCUUCCUGACUCUGAAAAGAUAGUUAUAGCCUUUCCUGAUGAUGGAGCUUGGAAGAGGUUUCACAAGCAACUAGUUCAUUAUCCCACUGUUAUCUGCACUAAAGUGCGUGAAGGUGAUAAGAGAAUCGUCAGGCUAAAAGAGGGUAAUCCUGCUGGCUGUCAUGUGGUCAUUGUUGAUGAUUUGGUCCAGUCCGGAGGUACCCUAAUUGAAUGCCAGAAAGUUUUGGCCGCUCAUGGUGCAUCAAAAGUUAGUGCUUAUGUGACCCAUGGAAUUUUCCCAAACCGGUCAUGGGAGCGUUUUCUUCACAAGAAUGAUGGCUCCGAGAAAGCAUUCACUUACUUUUGGACCACGGAUUCAUGUCCUCAUACUGUGAAAGCCGUCGCUAAUAAUGCUCCAUUUGAAGUUAUUAGUUUGGCAGGAUCAAUAGCUGAUGCUCUUCAAAUCUAAGAAUACUAGACAGGAUCAGUUAUACUGGGAAGAAUGUUUGAUAAAGUUGUUCACUGACGUGUUGUGAGGGAUCUUAUAAAUUGCAUAGUUGUGACAUUGCUGAUUUGCUGUUGUAACAGAAACUUGUCUUGUUGCUUACCUGUGGAACAGUCACUGUUUGUUCUAUGCUAUGAACUCUUAU